AUGAAGGUCGGCUUUUUUGGUACUUGGGAGAACCGCACUAAUCUGGUGUGGUAUUGCCGGAAAGAAGAUGAUGGUACUCUUUACACUUUGUGUUGGCAAUCUAUUGACUUCCCAAGCCCCAUUGUCGCAACCAUCGUGGUGGAUUUAAAUCGUGAUGGUACACUGGAUAUUCUUUUGCAGUGCGAGGAUGCAUCUUUGUACGUUAUCGACGGUCGGAACCGUGAUGGUCUUCCUGUGGCGAUUAACAAGGCAAGUGUUCCUGCUUUUGAUGCCCGCAUACCCCAGGUAAGUGUAGUUAGUGUAUCGAGUCACUGCGGGCUCCCGGAUAUAGCACUGGUUGAUGAAGAAGGAUCUCUUGUUCUCAUGCGAGCCACAACAGAAACGUCUGAUGGCUCAUGCGUUGGGAAAGGCACACCCAACUUUGAGCCGUUAGUAUUGUUUCAAGGAAGCAAAGGUGUGCGUGAGGUGUCCCCACUUAGCAUUGCGUCUGAUGACAUCGAUGGUGAUUGUGCGGCGGACCUGCUCUACACAGUCUAUCAGGUAGACAAGAACUCCUUAGACUUGUACGCUUUCUUUACCGAAAUGGACACUCACGUGCUGUUGUUGACCUUGCAACCAGCGAAUCAUUACGGCCUUCCAAGUAUGGUGGAUGUCAAUGGCGAUGGGGUAGCUGAUAUUGUUUUUCCGAUUUGUGCCUCAGAUCACGAUUCAGUUCCUUUUGGUGAGUGUACUCAAUUCGAUGGAAUUGCCGUUUUCUACAAUGAUUUGAGAGGCUCAUCUUCUUGCAGCGAUGAUGGAUGCUGCAAGCGGCAUCCAUACGGAUUUAAUGAAAAUGCCUCGAAAGUGCUUUUGUUUGAGACAAACAGGUCAUGUGGAAUCUACACGAGUGCCGAAAUGCCCCUCACCAUGCCCAGUUCAUUGGCGUCGCCGUUGCUGCUGCGCCAUGGGGAUUACAACCGAGACGGCUACAUCGACCUACUGGUUCCGAGCACUUAUGGCCCUUUGUUGCUCACAAAUACCGCGAAUUCAAACGACGUGCCGUUUUCCUGUAGCCCCGUGGAUGGCAAUCUUGCGAAGGCUCCACAUGAGAAAUACCCAGCGUACACAAACGCGGUUCCAUUUUUUGUCGUUUUGAAUGACAGGGGACGUCUCGAUAUCGUGCUGACCUACCACGGAGGCGAAGCUCUUGACGUGGCGAUUUAUAUGAACCACCUAUCGUCAUUGGAGCAAAACUAUUUUCUAAUUAGUAGUACCCUCAAUGGUGCGUUCAAUGCGGACGCAUGGGGCCUGUACCAGCCUUGUGCUGUUCACCGCUUUGGUUGGAGUGACGUGUCAAUGCACAAGCGAUGGGCUUAUGCAACGCAACUCUCUAGGAGUCAGGGUCACGCCUUACCGUCCCCGCGGCUGCUCUUUGGUCUGGGUCGUACCUUUUCCUAUGUUGAGUACUACACUGUUGGCAUCGUCGCCGAGAAGCGGGCUCUAAUUCGCCAGUGGUCAGCACACCUAGUACCGAACUCAAAUUUAUUCUUGUGGUUAAAUCCAUUGUUGUCUCCUGGGCACUGGCGUCUGCGGCUAUACCUUGUCGACUCGGCCUACCAGAGGCUUCUGCUGGUGGUGCUGUCAACCGCCCUAGGGGUUAUUGGGAUUCCGAUCAUCUUACUAAAGUGGCAGGAGGUGCGACAGGACCGUCGAGAGUUGAAGUUUAGGUAG
Messenger RNA from Trypanosoma grayi, 1710 nucleotides. RefSeq names its product putative FG-GAP repeat protein. The record is from RefSeq and is a predicted model, not a curated record. Gene Ontology annotation, cellular component: plasma membrane. The transcript has a single exon. The coding region runs from base 1 to 1710 and encodes 569 amino acids. NCBI's taxonomy places the organism in Eukaryota, Euglenozoa, Kinetoplastea, Trypanosomatida, Trypanosomatidae.